AUGUGGAGGGGACUGUCCCAGAUAUCUAUUCCUGUCGUGCUGGUGGAGCUGUGGUUGGUGCUGGCCGUUCACACGCGGCCACUUUCCGACGCAGGACCACACGUAAGCUGGGGGGGGUCUAUCAGAAUCAUGUGCCUGCAUACGGCCAGAAAGCAGGGCUGCUAUUAUCUGAGGAUACACGACGAUGGCAGAGUAGACGCAGAAAAUUGCAGAGCAGAUGGAGAAAGAUGCAGAAUAGAUGGAGAAAGGCACGCAGUAGAUGGAGAAAGAUGCAGAGAAGAUGGAGAAAGGCGCAGAGUAGAUGGAGAGAGACACCAAAGAUCUGACAGUUUACUUGAAAUCAGAGCUGUUGCAGUAGGUGUCGUGGCCAUUAAAAGUUAUUACUCAUCUCUGUAUCUGUGUAUGGGGAGCGAGGGCACGCUCUACGGGACGGAUUUCUAUUCUCCCGAAGAAUGUUCUUUCAAAGAGGAACUUCUUCCUAAUGGACAUAAUCUGUAUAAAUCUCAGCAGUAUGGGAUGGUAGUCUCUCUCAGCAAAGACAAGCAAAGGCUGCAUUCAAAAGGAAAAGUACAUCCGCCGCUGUCCCACUUCUUACCUAUAAAACCCUGUCCACCAUUAGACCGCAACCAUUCUCAGGAGGAUGAAGAUGAUGAGUUUCAAUAUGACGACAAAAAGAAUUCUCCGGAUGUCAAGAGCAUGGACCCCUUCGGACUCAUAGACUAUCAGAGUUUUCACAAAAAGUAG
Molecule: messenger RNA, 744 nt
Organism: Nanorana parkeri
Lineage: Eukaryota; Metazoa; Chordata; Amphibia; Anura; Dicroglossidae
Gene: FGF19
Product: fibroblast growth factor 19
Exons: 3
Coding region: 1-744 (247 amino acids)
Biological process (GO): positive regulation of gene expression; cell differentiation; animal organ morphogenesis
Cellular component (GO): cytoplasm
Molecular function (GO): growth factor activity; fibroblast growth factor receptor binding
Source: RefSeq, a predicted model, not a curated record